Molecule: messenger RNA, 1256 nt
Organism: Hymenoscyphus albidus
Lineage: Eukaryota; Fungi; Ascomycota; Leotiomycetes; Helotiales; Helotiaceae
Source: the annotation of a GenBank genome assembly
CUGCGAAGCAAUCCAUUACCACACCUCAUCCUCAACCUCGUAUCGUCAACCUGGAAUAUUAAUGUUCGUGACGCGAUCAAAAACUCUCUCAAGAACUUUGUAAGUUUAUAUAUUCUCAGUUAUACCCAAGUAGCAGUACCUCAUAAAACCCUCACUCACACUCCAUCCAGCCACAGCAAAGUCAUCACCCCCUCAUCGAUCACACAACAACUUACACCAACCCCCUUAUCAAUCAGAAGACUCUCCAUCUCCCCCCCAUUCUCAACCUCACCCCCAAAAAUGGCCACCCAACGCGCCGACGCCGAAAAAGAAAUCAAACGCAACCCCCACCCCGACUUCAAAGCCAUAGAAGCCUCCCGCCCCCCCUUCGACAACACUCGUUCAUGGGAAAUAAAACAAACCCCUCUUCCCUCCUGGACCCUCGGUAGCGGAGCAAACGACGCUGGCGCCUCGCUCUCAAAAAACCACAUAGAAAUCGAUCCUUAUGAGCCCGGUCGACCGCCUGUGUACAACUACAAGCUCAUGAUCUCCGGCAUCGUGCCUCGACCCAUCGGCUUCAUUUCUACCAGGAGUGGCGACGGAACGAGCACGAAUCUAGCGCCGUUUAGUUAUUUCAAUAUGAUCUGUCCGGACCCGCCGCUAUUCACUGUGGGGUUUGCGGGCGGACUGGAUAAUUGCAAAGAUACGCUCCGGAAUCUUCUCGAGAGUAAGGAGUGUUGUAUUAAUAUUAUUUCUGAGCACUUUGUCGAAGCGGCGAAUGCGACGAGUAUCAAUGCGCCGUAUGGGGAGAGUGAGUGGGGGUUGAGUGGAUUGACGCCGGAGAAGUGUAGGGAUGUGAAGUGUGAUCGUGUGAAGGAGGCGGUUUUCUCGAUUGAAGGGAAGCUGGAGAGUAGUCGGGAGUUUGAAAGUAAGAAGAUUGAGGGCAAGAAGACGGGGGUUUUGUGUGUGAUUGAGGGGACGAGGUUUUGGGUAAGGGAGGAUGCGUUGAAUGAGGAGAGGAAUUUGAUUGAUCCUGCUGUGAGUUUUCUUUUUUUUCUUGUGUUGCUUUCUUUUGAUGAGAGAGGGAUAGGAUGGAAUGAGACGAAGCUAACGGGUGAGAAUAGGUUCUCAAACCUAUCAGUAGACUGGGAGGAAUCACAUACGGAAGGACAAUCGAUGCCCUUGAGAUCCCACGUCCGGAUUAUGAGGAGAGUGUCAAGCAAAGUGAGCAAGCGAAGAAGUUGGUGAAGCCAAAGCUCGAUGGCCAAUGAGCGGCU